CUGCUCCUGUUGUCCUGCAGAUCACGUCAAAUUCGCAAGGCGUAAAAUCUCGUCAGAGGCCAAUCGACACCGUCGGUGGCUCCACAUCAUCCACAGGAAUCGCGCCGCGCGCCUGCGGGCUGCCCAGCAGCUGGCGCCGGGGGCCACAAGCAGCCCUGUGAGAGCAGCAGGGCCUCCGCGGCGGCAAUCAGCGGAGAACAACUGCCCAACCCCACUGCGGAGAACACUAAGCCCACGACCAACACGAGCAGCGGCAAAUGGCGGACCAGUGGACCGACUUCGGCAGCGGCUUCGAGGACACGGGCGACGGCCGGCAGCUCGAGGACUCCCUCUUCGCGACGGGCGGCGGCGUUUUUGACGAGGAGGUCAAGGCCGACGCCUUCGAGGCCGUGGCCGCGGCGCAGCCGUCGAACCCGCCGCCGCCUCCACUGGAACAGACCGCUUCAGAACAAGCGGCCGAGGCUGAUGCUGUCAGGCGCCUCCAACAGGGCGAGGUCGCGACGCUGGAGGGCGUCUAUGCUGUACUAAGACGCCUCUCGCGGUCGGACCAGGAGCCCUUUCCUGCUUCCGUGUCGGUGCGACCUCGAGCGAGCCCCUUCGCCGCCUUCGCUCAAGACCACGACGCCUUUUUUGUUUCCAGAGAACGCGCGCCGCCCGUCGUGGGACCACCUAACACAAACACGGUGUCCGUCGCCUUCCAGUCGCCGCUGAACGGCGAGUGCUGGUGGGACCCGCUUUCACCAGCGAAUGGCGUGUGUGCGCGGCCGAUGGCGCGGAGGUAUAGGUCGGGCGAGAGCGCGGGACAGGUCCACGGCUAUCGAGGGAGGCAGUACACCUUGGUCCAGAGGAGACUCCCGGACGGCCCCGCUGCUGCGGAUAGAAACGCCCAGUGCAGCUUGGUACAAAUAUGGAAGGAGGCCCACGCGCCCCAGCAAGCAGUGGCGACGCGCAAGUCGCGCAAGCGCCACAAGGCCAAGGGCUCGGACGAGGACGAUGCUGGCAGUGACGCGGGCUCCUCCGCCACCGGUGUUACUGGAAGUGAUGUAGAGGAGUCUCCUCGUUGGCUGCAAGCUGGUAUGGCUUCUGGUUCUUCCUCGGGCGGCUGGGCGUCGUCCGCCGGCAGCGUGGGCGGCCCGUCGCCCCCCCUUCAACAGAGGCCGCUGUCUCCACAUCGUGGGGAACACGUCGUGGCCGACGACGUGCGCUUUUUGGGGUCCAUCUACGUUUCGGGGAGGAUCCACGGGACGCUGGUCACGCCGCCCGGCGCCGCCGAUUAUGGGGAGUGGUUUCCCUGGUCUGAUAUUCUGCAGUCUAGGAAUGGUUGCGUGACACCGCCGGGCACGGUCGUGCGGCUCGCUGCCCGAAAAUUGACCCUGGACACGCGCGGAUCGGGCCCGUGCCUCGUCACUUCCACCUCUCCAUCUCUGGCCGCCGGCGUGCCCUGUGCAAAUAGUUCGGGCGCGACGUGCGCAUUCCUGGGCCAGGUGCCCGUGCGGUGCCGCGGGCCCGUGCGCUGCGGCGACCUGCUCGUGCCGUCUGGCUUGAACGAUGGGGUCGCGAUCGGCCGCCGUUGUUCGGAGAGGGAGGAUUCAUUAGGUAUUGCCUUGGAAAGUGGAGACAGCCCGCACGACAUGGAACAUACCGUGCUUUGUUUGGUGCGCUGGCGGGAGAAGCCGCGGCCGGUGAAUCACGUGCCUCGAAUCCUGUGGUGCCUCGCCGUCUUGAUGCUAUGCCUCGAACAAUCCAAAAUCGCCUUUCUAUUACUCUGCCUCGCGACGUGGCCCUUCUGACUGAUCUCCCUCUGCAUGCCGCGGGGCGGGACCUCGUUCGCGGCCGAACCGCGACGCCCUCCCGCUCUGCACCUCGUGACGUGGCCGUCCUAGACUACCUCGUUCUAAGUUAACUCAUGAUAUCUUA
This is a messenger RNA of Pelagomonas calceolata, 1917 nucleotides long. The record is from the annotation of a GenBank genome assembly. NCBI's taxonomy places the organism in Eukaryota, Pelagophyceae, Pelagomonadales, Pelagomonadaceae.